Messenger RNA from Lactuca saligna, 507 nucleotides. The record is from the annotation of a GenBank genome assembly. Lineage: Eukaryota; Viridiplantae; Streptophyta; Magnoliopsida; Asterales; Asteraceae.
AUGAUUUGUGUUUGUGAAGCAACAACAGUUUUGACAACCGCGAUGGCGGAGAAGUUGUAUUUGUGUCUGACAAGACUGGUGGCAGCGGAGUUUAUUCUCAAAGAAAAUCUGCCAAAGUCAACUCCUGUAACCCGUAUUGGUCAAGGUCAUGAGACAAGUUCAUUUAAAUUCAACUUUGCUUCUUGGUCAGUAGCUUUAGCAGCUUCUGCUCCUGAGGAAACUAGAGGAAAAGUAGCAGCUCUGCUGAAGCAACAAGUUGCUUUUGCCAAAGGUCAGACAAAAACGGCUCCUGUAGAGGAGGAAGUUCCACCUUUGCUUGGAGAAAAUGGAAAAAUUGAGGUAUGGUGUAUUGAUGGUGAACAAAAGACGGAAUUACCCAAGGAGGAUAUUGGAAAAUUUUACAGUGGAGAUUGCUAUAUUUGUCUUUACUCCUACCAUUCUGAUGAAAAGAAAGAAGAUCACUACCUGUGCUGUUGGAUUGGGAAGGAUAGCAUCCAGGAGGACUAA